Messenger RNA from Amaranthus tricolor (Joseph's coat), 1630 nucleotides. Its product is annotated as sorting nexin 1-like. NCBI's taxonomy places the organism in Eukaryota, Viridiplantae, Streptophyta, Magnoliopsida, Caryophyllales, Amaranthaceae. Bases 135 to 1340 code for a protein of 401 amino acids. Gene Ontology annotation, cellular component: endosome. The record is from RefSeq and is a predicted model, not a curated record. The transcript has 10 exons. Gene Ontology annotation, molecular function: phosphatidylinositol binding.
UAUGAUUUUAACAACAAAAAAACGUGUUUAAAUUCCUGAAGAACAACAAACGACUUGCUAGUAUUUCCAAUUUCACCACUCAAUUCCGAUUUUUCCACGAAAAUUUGUUGAAGAAAUACAAAGAAAAACAAAAAAUGGAGCAAAAUCAGAGAAGUUUAUCUUCAGAAUCCUCACAAAGCCCUAAUUCUCCUCAAUAUCAAGCACCUUUUCUUUCAGUUUCAGUCUCUGAUCCUGUCAAAUUGGGCAAUGGUGUCCAAUCUUAUAUCUCUUACAGGGUCUUCACUAAGACAAAUUUGCCGGAUUAUCAAGGACCUGAAAAAAAUGUUGUUCGACGAUACAGUGAUUUUGUUUGGUUACGAGAUCGCCUUUUUGAGAGAUACAAAGGCAUCUUUAUACCCCAACUUCCAGAGAAAAGUGCUGUUGAGAAAUUUCGAUUCAGUGCUGAAUUUAUCGAAAUGAGACGACAAGGACUGGAUAUAUUUGUUAACAGAAUUGCAUCACACCCUCAACUUCGCCAGAGUGAUGAUCUGAGGUUGUUCUUGCAAGCAGAGGAAGAGACGAUGGAGUUAGUGAGGGCUCAAGAGCUUAGUAUUUUCAAGAAGCCUGCUGAUCUGAUGCAAAUAUUCAAGGGCAUGCAAUCCAAAGUAAGUGAUGUUGUUUUGGGCAAGGAGAAGCCUGUUGAAGAAUCAACUCCUGAGUAUGAGAAGAUGAAACACUAUAUCUUUGAGCUUGAGGUCCACUUGGCAGAAGCACAGAAGCAUGCCUUUCGUCUUGUUAAGAGGCAUAAAGAGCUGGGACAAUCACUGUCAGAUUUCGGUAAAGCAGUCAAGCUCUUAGGUGAAUGUGAAGGAGAUUCUCUUGGAAAGGCAUUUUCUGAACUCGGCACUAAGUCAGAAGCAUUGUCAAUCAAGCUGCAAGCAGAGGCACACCAUUUAUUAAUGAGCUUUGAAGAACCUCUCAAAGAUUAUGUUCGUGCUGUGCAGUCUAUCAAGACUACUAUAGCAGAAAGAGCUUCUGCCUUUAAGCAGCAUUGUGAGCUUGCGGAAACAGUGAAGCUGAAGGAGAUAAAUUUAAACAAGAUGACGCUUACUAGAUCGGACAAGUAUGCAGAUGCUGACGCUGAAUAUCGGCAGUUAAAAGCGGAAAGUGAGGAAGCAACAAGAAGGUUUGAAACCAUUGUUCGAUUAAUGAAAGAAGAGAUGGAACGCUUUCAAGAACAGAAAACGGCAGAUAUGGGGACAUUGUUGCACGAAUUUGCCAAAGGGCAAGCACGCUUGGCUAAAAGCAUUGCGGCAGCUUGGGGAGGUUUGCUUCCAAUGCUUGAAGCCUGCUCGUCGUGAUGAUCAUGGCUUAAGGUAAUACAACCAGAGCCGAAUAGGAAUGGGUUGAAGGUCUGUAGGAUCACCAAGAGUGAUUGUUUCUCUUGUAAAGGAUUUUUCGGCUUUUGCUUUUCAGGGACGAACUAAAUUUUUUUCAUGUGUUAAACAUCUCAUAUUUUUCUAGAGAUUCUUACUUGUAAUAAUAUGCACAUAAAGAAGAUUAAGACUAGCAAAAUUCUAUUUGUAUUUUAGCAACAUUUGCAGAAAAUGUGUACUCAAUGAAUUGAUGCAUAUCAACCUUUUUAUCCUUA